This is a messenger RNA of Topomyia yanbarensis, 567 nucleotides long. RefSeq lists its product as uncharacterized. The coding region runs from base 44 to 469 and encodes 141 amino acids. The record is from RefSeq and is a predicted model, not a curated record. Lineage: Eukaryota; Metazoa; Arthropoda; Insecta; Diptera; Culicidae. The transcript is spliced from 2 exons. Gene Ontology annotation, biological process: SREBP signaling pathway. Gene Ontology annotation, molecular function: sterol binding. Gene Ontology annotation, cellular component: Golgi membrane; endoplasmic reticulum membrane.
CGAUCCUAUCACAUGUAUUUUCAUAGACCAGUGGCAGGCCGAGAUGGGCGCAUCUGGUUACCAGGAUGGUGUGCUAUGUGUGUGGGACUUGAUACGGGGUGCCUGUAUGUGCAAAAUUGAAGCGACAAAAUUGACGACUCAAUCGUCGCACUUGCCUGUUCCCCGAGUUACGCAAUAUCGCUUGGACUGGACGAACGAAUACGGAUCUGGGAUAGAUUUCAGGGUCGUAUGGGACGACAAUACUGGAGAUGUAGCUCGGGAAGUCAGGCUUGAUUGUUCCAAUUCACAGCUAAAUCCGAAGAUUAUGCUACCUGCCAGUGGUUCGGUAAUUUGUGACUACGGAAAUCGAAUGAGAAUCGUUCGUUUCCCACUUGUGGCGGCGGAAAAGUGGUUCGGUCCGGGGAAUCGUAAUCGACCAGCUGUACAGCUGCAGCCUCCGAACGAAGCCAUUGCUAGCACGAGUCUUUGAUUUGGAAGGAUAGUUGCUGAGGACCAUUCUCACAAUAGUAUAAAAGUUCUAAGUUCUAACCUCAAAAACAGACAACAAUAAAAUGUAUUUCUUUCAGA